AUGGAGACCUUGGACGAGUACCCCUCGUCAUUCCUCGACCCAAUCCACACUCCCACUAUUUUGCCAACGUCAACAAAACCAAAAUUCGUACCGCUCCGCUGGCCUGGCAAGCUCAGCCUGCACCUGCCCGUUAUUCCGCACAAGAUAUGGUCGCCUGGGAGGAAGCUAAAGUUGAAGACUCGGCAGCGCACACAAGAUGCUUCAAACAACGUCAAAAUUUCGAGUGGAGAGGUUGAUGACAUCACCAGGCUCCAAACGUCGUUUGAUGUAUGGGCGUCGCUAAGGGCAUUGCGGGAAAGGCGAUGGACCCUUUGGGAUCUGCAGCACCUCGUGACACUCGGCUACAUCCUUUUCUCCCUGGCCAUCCUACCGCCCGCACCCCUCGUCAAGACAGGCGCGCUCGCUGUGCUGGGUGUGCUGUUGCUUAUGCCGAUCACGAGGCAGUUCUUUUUACCGUCGUUGCCGAUCUGGACGUAUCUGCUAUAUUUCUUUGCAAGUCGGUUCAUCGCCCCUGAAUAUCGGCCGCAUAUCUGGGUCAAAGUUCUCCCUGCCCUCGAGAACGUGCUGUACGGAGCGAAUCUCUCCAACAUCCUUUCAGCGCACACACACGCCGUCCUCGAUGUCCUUGCUUGGGUGCCCUACGGCCUCGGCCACUUUGCCCUGCCCGCCUUCUGCAGCGCGUUCAUGUUCUUCUUCGCCGCACCCGGCACCACCCCGGUCUUUGCCCGCGCCUUCGGCUACAUGUCCAUGCUCGGCGUCACCAUCCAGCUCAUCUUCCCCUGCACCCCGCCCUGGUACGAGAAGCUGCACGGACUGGAACCCGCACACUACGGGAUGGAGGGCUCCCCCGCGGGGCUGAGGCGGGUCGACGAGCUGUUCGGCGUCGACAUGUACACGACGAGCUUCACCACGGCGCCGCUGCCGUUUGGUGCCUUCCCCAGCCUGCACGCCGCCGACGCCAUUCUCGAGGCCCUCUUUAUGCAGUACUGCUUCCCACGGUUCAGGCCGCUCUUCAUUUUCUAUGCAGUCUGGAUCUCAUGGUCCACAAUGUACCUCAACCACCACUAUGCCAUCGACCUCGUCGGGGGCGGCAUCAUGGCGGCCGUGGCGUACUAUAUUGCGCGGUCGAGGUGGCUUCCGAGGCCGCAGCUCGAUAAGACGACGCGCUGGGAGUAUGAAUACGUCGAGUAUGGCGACAGGUCGCGGGCGACCGACGAGGAGACCGGGGAUGGCGGCUACGGGCUCGGGUUGCUCCCGCGACGGCGGGGGACGAGCGACAGCGACGAGUGGACGCUCGGCAGCAGCUCGAGCUUCGAUUCCCUGAGCCGCGGUGACACCCUCUGCGGAAGCAGCAGCAGCAGCAGCAGCACGCCUGGCAUAUUGAGUCCCACCACGCCGACCGACGACCACUACGAUGCCUGGAGCAAGAUCCGCCUCGGCCCGAGAGAGGAUGACUCGGCUGAGGUUUACGUCGCGAGGUGA
Canariomyces notabilis is the source of this 1482-nucleotide messenger RNA. RefSeq names its product PAP2-domain-containing protein. Gene Ontology annotation, molecular function: inositol phosphoceramide synthase activity. The coding region runs from base 1 to 1482 and encodes 493 amino acids. Lineage: Eukaryota; Fungi; Ascomycota; Sordariomycetes; Sordariales; Chaetomiaceae. The transcript is spliced from 2 exons. Gene Ontology annotation, cellular component: inositol phosphoceramide synthase complex. Gene Ontology annotation, biological process: sphingolipid biosynthetic process; inositol phosphoceramide metabolic process. The record is from RefSeq and is a predicted model, not a curated record.